Molecule: messenger RNA, 5325 nt
Organism: Thunnus maccoyii (southern bluefin tuna)
Lineage: Eukaryota; Metazoa; Chordata; Actinopteri; Scombriformes; Scombridae
Product: dual specificity testis-specific protein kinase 1-like
Exons: 11
Coding region: 858-3059 (733 amino acids)
Biological process (GO): actin cytoskeleton organization; protein phosphorylation; positive regulation of stress fiber assembly
Cellular component (GO): nucleus; cytoplasm
Molecular function (GO): ATP binding; protein serine/threonine kinase activity
Source: RefSeq, a predicted model, not a curated record
GUAUCUGCAUAGUGAACGUUUAUUGUGACAUUUAUAACAGGAAAUCGCCUACGUCACUCGUUGUAAGUGUCGCGAGCCUUACUCCAGGCUUCUUCAUUAUGGUAGUCAUCCCAACAAGCGGCUCGUGAAGCAGGAAUCCAGACAGGAUUAUCAGCGGCAGACACCGCCGACCUCCCGAGCGAUAUUUCUGGCUUCAGUUCACCUCCAACUCCGCGACGUUUCCAUCCAGGCCGACGUGAGAGGAGAGGGACACAUACAUACAUGGCAGCUGUCACCUCGGCCCUCCCGCCUUCCCCCGGUACCGUGCAGUAGUAACGCCGCAGCAUCACCCCAGCUUCCGAAAACGUUCAGGGGGCCGCUGGAAUUCUUACAAUCGCUUUGGCACAGCGACACAGAGAUUUGGAGUGACUUAACUUUUCAGAAGCUGACUUUUACUUCUCUCCUGUGAGAGGUCAGAGGACAGCGUGAACCACUAAGAAGCACAUCUGGAGCUGGUGGGGAGUCUUGGAGCUUGGAUGAAUGAACCUGCAUGGCAGCUAUGGUUGACCCUAUACUUCUCCAUCACCUCAAAUGAGUUGAAUGAGAGGACGUUACUAAAGUAGAAAUAUAGAUAAUAUUUUGUAUUUCAAAUUUGUGUACUCACCUGAGGUCUGCAACCUUCAUCAGGGUGGAACCUGGGAAGCGGUUGCAAUCAGAGUUGCAGCAUUGUGUAAAACAGAUAUAUUAGGUCAUUCAUUUGAUCAUGAUGGUGGGAGCCACUAUCACCUUGUACCUCAGGACUCCUGCAGUCUAACAGACAUUGUGGUUCCCCUUUGGGAAAGAACAGAGCAACUGGAGCGUGGUGGUCCACCAGCACCAUGGACUACCACGCCGAGUGCUGUUUCUGUGAUCCUGAGGAGGGGCACGGCGGCCCAGACGAGCCGCCGCUCCACAGCAUUCAUGCACCCAACCGGAUCCGCCCGUCCUCGUACCGAGCCCUGAGGAGCGCCGUGUCCAGCCUGGCCCGCAUUGAUGACUUCUUCUGUGAGAAGAUUGGUUCAGGCUUCUUCUCUGAGGUCUUCAAGGUGCAGCAUCGGAUCACAGGGCAGGUGAUGGCACUGAAAAUGAACACGCUGGCGAGCAACAAAGCUAACAUGCUACGAGAAGUUCAGCUCAUGAACAGACUUUGCCACCCAAAUAUACUCAGGUUUCUUGGGGUUUGUGUGCAUGAGGGUCAACUCCAUGCUCUGACUGAGUAUAUAAACGGAGGCAACCUGGAGCAGCUGCUGGACAGUGAUCUGUACCUGUCGUGGGGUGUCAGGAUUGAUCUGUCUCUGGAUAUUGCUAGAGGGCUGCAGUACCUGCACAGCAAGGGCAUAUUCCACAGAGACCUCACCUCCAAGAACUGUCUAGUUCGCUGUGAUAAUGGCAUGUUCACUGCUGUGGUGGGAGACUUCGGCUUGGCAGAGAAGAUCCCUGAUUACAGUGAUGGUGUGGAGAAGCAGCCUCUGGCCAUCGUGGGCUCUCCCUAUUGGAUGGCCCCUGAGGUUCUGAGAGGAGAGCUGUAUGAUGAGAAGGUGGAUGUGUUUGCGUACGGCAUCAUCCUGUGUGAAAUCAUUGCACGGAUUGAAGCUGAUCCGGAUUUCUUACCCAGGACAGAGGACUUUGGUCUGGACGUGGAGACAUUUGAGAACAUGGUUGGCGAUUGUCCACCAGCAUUCUUAAGCCUUGCAGUCACCUGCUGUAAUAUGAGUGCAGAGAGACGUCCCUCGUUCGCUGACAUUGUCUCCACGCUGGAGGGCAUGGAGAGAGGAGAGGAAGAGAAGCCCAUUGCACUUGAGCCUGUGGUGAUAGAUGUCAGUCCGUACCGGCGCCGCAGCUCUCCUUGUCACCCCGGUGACCGCAGUCAGCUGCGGCAGGGCUUGGCGAGGAGCCAGUCAGACAUGUUACCCCCGGCGACUCUGACCCCUCCUCUGCUCGGGACCCCUGCGCGGGUCAACCCAUUCUCACUCAGACAGGACCUGAACGGAGGGCGCUGCAAACUUUUAGACACACCCAGCAAGUCUGUCAUCUCCCUGACCUUCACCCUCCCGGCACUUCGUGACCCGUGUGUCUCCCCCCACCUUCUCAGAGGGACACCGGGGAUGCGAGCACCACCGAGGAGAUGCCAGUCACUCCCCUGUACCCCAGAGCUCAGCCGGACUGUAGCUUUGCCAAGAGACACAGAUGGGACAGAGGAGGAGAAGGAUGAUGACGACAGAGUGGCAGCGGUUAAAGGAGGGAUGGGGGAGGAUGCGGAGGAUAACUUGAGGAAGAGGACAGGGGCAUCAGAGAGGGUGGAGGAAAGGUUGAAGGUAGAGAACAUGGGGAUGACUGAGAAGAGAGAGUUGUUAAAGGAGGAGGAGGGGACGGGAGAUGAUUCAGGUCAUCCUGUUGAGCUGGAGAUGGUGUCUCUGGAGCGGUUAGAGGAGGAGGAGGAGGAGGAAGAGGAGAGCGUAUGUUUAACAGAACCCAUGGACUGUACCAAGUCUCCAGAGCCAGCAGAGGGAAUCCUUGACUCCACACCUGGACGACCCCUGCUCACCUCCACCUCCUCCUCCUUACAGACCAAUGGCUGGCGACUUCCCAUCUCCAACGGACCGCCCUCCUAUCCACCUCUGCCACGACUGGACAACAACAAUAGCUCAGCCCUUGUGAUUGGCCAGCCGGUGCAGUGGGGUGGAGGGGGGAGGGCUAAUGGUUACAGCAGUGCCCAGAUCCUCUCCUCUGACCCUACCGGCCCCUCUGAGCAGGAUGAGGUCAUUUCUUGUCCGGGAUGCUGUCUGGUGGGUCUCAGUUUCCCCUCUGUGUGCCUCCGUGGUUCUGCUGCCGUACCUGCCCCCCGCCGUAGGGCUUCAUUACCACGGCAGCGGCCCUACCGGAACCUCAAUGGUACCAUAACUGGUGGCAGCUCUUCCUCAUCAGCAACAGCUGCCACAGCAACCAAAGCUCUACUGUGUCGCAGCACAAAUGGACUAGUAGUGGCUGGACCGUCUCUGCCAUGUGAGCCUGGUCGGUCCCUACCAGAGGCCCAGACAUAGGCCUGGCUCCAAGGGGAUUUUGUCCAAGGGGACAAAUAGAACAUUACUAAAUGUUGCUAUGAGAUGUGUUGUUAAAUCUGUGCAGUCACAGCAAACACAACAAAUCACUGUGACGGUGAAGAACGAGGUGGUGUAGUAGUGAGAGGGGGGUAAGGCAAAGAAGAAUACAGCCGAACUAGAGCAGACAAAGUAAGCUGAGCACAACUAAAGUCAGGACACAUCACUGCCACUGGAAUGGUGCUGAUUCAAAUAGAGCAGCUAGUCUAACUCCCAGUGAUGCACGCCCCAUCUCUACUGAACCAAAUCACACUGAACUCAUCUACACUCAACUGUGCUGGCUUCAGUUCUAGAGGCUGUAAUGGAAAGAGUGUGUGGCUGAUUUAACACUUUUAAGAACAGAUUGAGUCAAAGGAUACUUCCAAUUUAUUACUUGGGUCUUAUUUUUGUGGUUUUGCUGUCAUUCUUAUCAAAUAAUAACAUUGUAUUCACCAAGUUCACACUUAAUAUGCAGAGAAAACAAAAGCGAAGGGUUUAAUUAUUGUUAUUAACAUUAAUUACAGUUAACAGACUGUUUUUCUGUUUAAUGAAUUCUGUUUUAUUAUUACCAACAUUUUGGGUGUGAUCACUUUCAGGGUUUUUGGAAAUAAAGUGUCCUGACUGCUUUUGUUCAGUCUUCAUUGUAUUCCCAGAUCUCAGUGAUGAACAGUGUUGUCAUUACUGAUAGGAAUUACAGCCAAAACAACAAAACUAAGACCCAGGUUUAGGUGAACUGGAAUUAUUCUUUUAUCUGUUCAGUAGUUUUUGGUAACAGUGAUGAGGGAAGAAUAUUUUGUAAUUCCUUGUCCCUCCCUUUAUGGAGCAAGUUUGGGAAAAAUUAAAAAAAAACUUUUGCUUUGCAUGGCAGUGUCACUCUGAAGACCCACCACUGAUGGAAACACUGCUGCACUGUAAAGGCUGUAAAAGUUCUACAGCAAGAGAAAAGCAAAUAGCAGAUGGAAUGGAGUUUACCUCAGAUACAUAACCAUGUGUGGAAACACUGCUUUUCAUUCUAUUUAAUUGAUUAACAGUAGUUACAGGGGGAAUAUUUAUAAAAUGAAUAAAGACGAUUUACUUCCCACAUUUUUUAUAGCAGUUGACCUGUGUGUGUGUGUGUGUGUGUGUGUGUGAGAGAGAGAGAGAGAGAGAGAGUGUGAGAGAGAGAGAUAGGCUGACAUCUGACGCACUGGAGGAUUUAAAAGAAGAAACUUGUCAUGUAGAUUCUUUAUUUUUGCACUUCAGUUUGGAGCACUUUGCAGUAAAACACCAGGCUUUUACUAGAUGGUGCUUUAUUUAAAUCUGUGCUACUGGUGUUUUAUGUGUGUGUGUGUGUGUGUGUGUGUGUGUGUGCGCGCUUCUGGCCUGACAAACUACCCACCUUUUAUCUUUUAACAUCCACUCCCCCUCACAUGUAUCUUGCGCGUGUGUGUGUGUGUGUGUGGUUGUGCAUUUUGAUUACACUGUUGUUACUUAAAAAGUGGCAUGUGAAGAAGGUAUGAAUAUUUAUUGUACAGAUCAUUCCACACCAUGUGUGUUUGUGAUUUUUGAGCGAAAGGAAGAGUGAUGGAUGCUCGCAGGAUCAUUUUCAUCAUUUCUGAUGUUAAACCAUGGUUAUUCUUUCAUUUCCAGGUUCUGUUCUUCUAUACAGCUAGAAACCUGCGUGCAAUAAUCUGGUAAUAAACAAAUAUGGUUGUGCAUAAUUCUCUGCUGUUUUUUUUUCUUUUUUAAACAUUUACUAAAGUGUAGAGCACUGACUGGGAUGUUCUUUUAUCAAAAACUAACAUAAUAAAACUGAGAGACAGGAACAUUUGUUUGUUGGGAAUAUCACAAGAAAAAAAAGACUAAUUACUUGUAUAGAGUAAAGCCCCAAUCACGCCAAUAAAUGAUUUGUGAAAAUGUCAAUUAAAUUGUUAUUAGUGAUCAAUAAGGUAAGACAAUUGAAGUAACUACUUUUUUUUAAAUUCUGAAAUGAUGUAAAAAUACUGUGACUAUGCAGCCCCAAAAAGUUCAAUGUUAAACAAAAACAGUGUGAAAGACAUCAUAUAAAUAAGUAACUAAAUGAACAAAUUGUAAAGUCAUUAAUUAAGAAUAAUUGGAACUGAUUGUUAUGAAAUAUUCUUUUACCAUUCUGGUUCUGGUUUUAUUGGAGUUCAUUUUUAUGUCAUUCUACAAGCUUUAUUCCAAAAGUCUUUUUUUUGUUUUUGUUUUUUUUAAUUAUGACAUUUCUCUC